AUGGAACCCCAGAAGGUGGCGCCUGGGGAACAAAACUGGGGCCCUCGAGUGGCCACAGGUUCAGGGUCAGCUGCGGAGCUCGUAUACCAUCUAGCGGGGGCCCUGGGCACUGAGCUUCAAGAGCUGGCACGCCGCUACGGGCCGGAGGCAGCAACCGGGUUGGUGCCGCUUGUGGUGCGGGCGCUGGAGCUUCUGGAAAAGGCUGCGGUGGGACCUACCCCAGACUCGCUGCAGGUCUCGGCGCAGCAGGCUGAACUGGAGCUGCGGCGGCUGAGGGAGGAAAACGAGCGCCUGCUCAGGGAGUUGCGCGCUGGGCCACAGGAGGAACGUGCUCUGCUGCGGCAGCUCAAAGAGGUGACCGACAGACAGCGAGACGAACUUCGGGCGCACAAUCAUGACUUGCUACAGCGCAGCCAGGAGACCGAGGCGUUGCAGGAACAGCUGCACCGCCUCCUACUGGUGAACGCCGAGCUGCGCCAGAAACUGGCUGCUGUGCAAACCCAGCUGCGUGCAGUGCGAGACCGUGAGCAGGAGAGGGAGCUGCAGCGUGAAGAGUCCCGCAGGCUGGCACAAGAGCAGGCGCGGGACCAGGCCCAGGAGCCCGCGUGCAAGCAGAGGCAGGGGCCCGAGCAGGCGACCAGCAGCACAGGAGCCCCAGGGACUCAUGAGGACUCUACUGAAGUCCCACAUCCGCCAGGGCGCCCCCUGGAGGCCGGCCAGUGCGGGUUUAGUAGAGAGGAGCUUGAACAGAUCCUUCAGGAGCGGAAUGAGCUCAAAGCCAAGGUGUUCCUGCUGAAGGAGGAGUUGGCCUACUUUCAGCGUGAGCUGCUCACAGACCACCGGGUGCCUGGACUUCUGCUGGAAGCCAUGAAGGUGGCUGUCCGGAAGCAGCGGAAAAAGAUCAAGGCGAAGAUGUUAGGGACCCCAGAGGAAGUAGAGAGCAGCGACGAUGAGGAUGCCUCCUGGGUCCUGCUUCCCAGCGAUAAGGGACACCAGCCUCCACUCCCCGAGUCCAGAAUACAGAGUUUCUUUGGCCUAUGGUAUCGGGGUGAAGCAGAGUCCCCUGAAGUUGGAACCAGCAGCUCUACUCCCAGCAAGCAAUGGGGAGAAGAGGAAGCCCCAUUGCAAACUCAGCUGGAGCCUGUGGCCAGCCCUACAUCUUCUAGUUCAUGA
Molecule: messenger RNA, 1173 nt
Organism: Chrysochloris asiatica (Cape golden mole)
Lineage: Eukaryota; Metazoa; Chordata; Mammalia; Afrosoricida; Chrysochloridae
Gene: RILP
Product: Rab interacting lysosomal protein
Exons: 8
Coding region: 1-1173 (390 amino acids)
Biological process (GO): cilium assembly
Cellular component (GO): ciliary basal body; cytoplasm
Molecular function (GO): protein dimerization activity
Source: RefSeq, a predicted model, not a curated record